GCUUCCGGGUCUCAUGGCGGAGACCAUCACGCAGAUGAGAACGGAGAUGGGAAUGAAUGUGUGUCUAGUGCCGUCAGUAGCCUUGCCAGGUGUUGGCAGCAUCCCUAGGAAAGUCCUACAGCAUGUUCAGGCCUUCCUUUCCAACAAAGAGGAAGAGAAGGAAAAAGAUGAAGACAACAACAGCAAUAAUAAUAAAAGCACGUUGAGGCGGUAUGCAUUUUCUGCCACACUGCGAGCCCUCGAAACUUACUUUCCGCUCCUGUCGACGAUUUACGCCUACGUGGCGUCACAAGCAUUCCUUUGCUCUCUGGUGGAGGUCAUCACCAGGGAAUGCGGCCAGCUCCUACACUUUGUACAUGAGGAGCAGGAGGGUCAAUACACGGCUAUGAAUAAGCAUGCAGAAGACACAAACUAUGGUGUGGCAUGCCGGAACGCCCUGGGUUUGGCGGAACGGUACCUUAUUCAUGUUGUUAUGCCUUGCAUGCGCGUUCUUGCGCCCUCGCCGAUUUUGUAUGGUCGCGUUCAGGCACUGUUUCUUCUUAUGAAAGAAAAAGGGCCGGUGGUGAAAUUUGGAAUGAAUCCUGCUGAGUUCCUGCACAUGAACACUUGGCUACAUUGGCUUCUGCGUCCGACGUCUAUCUGUGAUCGUGCCCCGCACGACGUACUCCGCUCUAAGGAGCUUGAAGCGCUUUUUGCGCAAUCAUUAAAACGAAUGACGCAAUCCAAUGUGGCCCAUUACAGGAACCUGUUGCAACCAGUCAUUUACGCGAAUCCGCUUCUUGUGGCGAGGAAGCUGUUCCAGCAAGCAGUAGGGUAUGGGAAUAACUUCCUGCAGAUUCACACGCAGUUGCUGAAGGGCGCUCCAGCGGCGGUUCUCACUCUUGUAGCGCACGAAGGUUUAUCGAUUAUGCGACAAUACGCGGAAGAAGAGCGCAUUGGAACAGCGGAUGCAAACCGUGUCGGGCUUAUCGCAACGUUUCUCUCCGUUCUAUGGCGUGACAAUCCGCACAGUUUUGAUGGCGGUAUGUUGCUCCGGGCAGCCGAGUAUGCGCUUCGCAGGGAAGCCCGUGCGUCUAUCGUAUUUGGGUUGGAAUUGCUGAGGUCCAUCCUUCAUGAGAUGCUCGACCUUACCCUUGAGCAUGAGGAACAGUACAGCGUGGCGCAGUUGAAGGCACUCCUUGCACCCUCCUCCACACAGUGGUUUGCAAAGGGUGCAGCCGAGUCGUUCCGUCGAGGUCGUUGGAACACAUCCCUCACACCCGCCAUCUUGGCCGCCGCCACGUCCAUGUUUCGAGUUGCCCUGCAGGAGGAGUGUCAUGUCCCUGUUGAGAACGAAGAGCCAGAGGAAGACGAAGAAGAAGGGGAAGAAGAGGCAAGAGACAUGCAUCGAGCGACCACGACGGCUACACCGCAACAGCGACAUGAUGACGAGGGGAAGGGAACCCCCACAGUGAAGUUUACGCUGGGGCAGUGCCUGUUGUUGCACCUUUGUCGGUUACACAGCCGAAUAUACACGGUGCAGGCGGAUCUGGCGGGGACGAUGCAGCUUGUGCUUCUCACCUGUGCGAGGGAUUACAAUGUGAUCAAUGAUCUGCUGCUCUGUAUGGAGACAAUACUCCCACAGGGGCCACCAGAAGAGGAGAUCUUUAUGGUUGCAAUGCCACAUGUUGCUCUACGCAUUACGGCCCGCUUUGCCGUGAAGGAGGCGCAGCGUAAGACGUCAAUUGGGAAAAAGUUUUCGAGCGUAGACGCUCUAUUCAAUGUUACGCCGUCUGAUAUCAUGAGCUGUGUGGAGCGUCCGGCAUCUGUCACGGCCAUCGAUAGUGUCAUUCCCUUUUCAAUUUUACAGAAAUUGUCUUACUACUCCGCUGCCCACUUCGUGUUUGAUGAAUCUGUUUACACGGCGGCAACGAAUGAAGUGAACCAGUUUUAUAAUCACGCCACUGCCCUUGUAAAGAGGAGCAUCCAUAAAGAUACCGGUAUUCACAACAAUACCCAUGAGAGCGAUCAUAAUAAUAAUAAUAGCAGCGCCGGAAGCAGUCCCACCACGGACCCCACUAUUCGUUGGCUACAGGAACAGCUGCGGCAAAUACGGCUGGAGAAGGAAGCCCAUCAAGAGCUUUAUCAGAAGUGCGAAGCAGCACGAGCAGCGUUACUUGAGGAGUUGCGUUGUAGCGGCGUGCUUGCUGAGCCCGUGGUGUUUGCAACGUCGUACCUUCUUCCACGUGCCCUUCUUAGCCUAGAGGACACGUUGUUUGUGUAUCACUUUAUGAAGUGGCUUUUGAACGUCACCAAAACAACUGGAAAUGAUAAGGAUGGGUGUGGGGACUAUGAACGAGUUGUCGACAUUGUUCUCUCCCUCAUCACCGCUACCAUGACGUUUUUUGUGGGUUUUACGGACGGCGAAUGCAAGCGCGUGGGUUUCUUGUUGGCUCUUUUGCGUGCGGCUCUGCAUGAGACUACCGUUGAGAUGCCCCCAUUUCCGUCUGUGAACGACCCUAUUGCGACAUCAACAACAACGAGUGGUGGGGCAGCAGAUGUGUCUUCUCCCCCUGUGAAUUUCACGACGGAGGCACUCAUGGCACUUCUGGAGCCGAAGCCACGAACUUUCAUGUCCAUUUUUGCCUCCUACGCCGCAGGGAUGACUGAUGCUGCCAAUGGUGUGAAAGAUCAGGAAGAAGCGGAUUCAUCCGGUGAGAAGGGUGCGAUUCAAGAAGCGCAGGCUGCACUACCGGCAUUCCCAACUCAGCUGGAGGCCUACUUAUGUCGCGCACUUGUCCAUCUCCUUCUGCACCAGCGAGAAAUUCCAUUUCUUCACCGCAACGCCCUUCUCGUCCUUGAGCGACUCACCAAGAACACGCCGGCCUUUCCCUCAACCUUGUGUGCCACCGAAUGGCUGAUUAAGGCCAUCACACCACACGCAGUGCGGAGUUCCUCCUGCUACGCCUCUGCAACAGCGGUGCUGAAGGUUUUGAAAGGCAAUCGACAUCGGAUGGAAGAAAUGUUGGACUCGUUGGCCUCGCGACUUGUUCUACAGACGGGCCCGCCGAGCAAAAAUGGGGUGGAAAAGCAGAUAGAGGCAUGGCAAAAGCUCUGGAAGUCGCGGGAGGCAUAUGCUCGACUGCUUCUUUUGGAGGAUAUUGCAGCUGCUGAAAGACGAGGCGAAACAGAGGCCGUUGUUUCAGUUAACAUUGGUGGGAUGGGCUUUCAAGCAGAAAAGAGCGUCGAAGACGAGGCGGCAGAUAUCGAGGAGGUGGAAGCAGAAGCACCAGAUGAUGAUGAUUAUGCAAACGGGAUUCAUGUUGAAAAUGAGGAGGAACAGGACGCUAGGGAAUUACAAGAAGAGGCAGAAGAUGACGAUGUGACAGGUGAUCACAGCGAGCCGCGCAGCUUUUCUCUAACUGAGUGCUGUGAUAAUGAAGAGAGCGACGUCUGCAGCGAGCAGCAAGACGAAGAGACGGUUGAAGAAGAAAAUCUGGUCACCGAUAUUCCUUUCAAUGAUGAGUUCUCCUUACGCGACCAUGCUGCAAUGUCUCAUGGAGAAGAAAUGGUGGAAACAAGGGGAGGGAAUGAUGGAAAGAGAAGUCGUGAUGAGGAGGAUGAUGCCAGUGAGAGUCCACCGAGGACGGUGAGUCGGCUGGAGAUGCCUCUGAAAGAUGGGGAAGAAAACGUGUAG
This is a messenger RNA of Trypanosoma cruzi, 3676 nucleotides long. RefSeq lists its product as uncharacterized. Lineage: Eukaryota; Euglenozoa; Kinetoplastea; Trypanosomatida; Trypanosomatidae. The transcript has a single exon. The record is from RefSeq and is a predicted model, not a curated record. The annotation marks the transcript as partial.